UCUGAACGAAAUCGGUGACGGCAUAAUCCCGCAUCUAAAAGAGUUGGUGCACAGUCUUGCAAAGAUAAGGCCAGGCUGUCUCGCGCCCGAGGAAACGAUGCUCCUCUUUCUUUUCCGAACAUCAUUUACAAGUAGGGAUUCUGAUUCUAGUAAGCCGUUUUCUUUUGCUAGCGAAGACCAAGAGGAUCCGCAUGCUGAUGAUCAACAUCACAAAAGCUGGCACGACUAUAGAAAUUCGCAACCAACACCUUCAUCUUCAAGUACUGCUUCCAAUUGGAGGCGUCUUGGGGUGAAACAGCAGCAAACAGGCAACAUGGGAGACAACAAACUUGAGCAAUCAUCAACCAAAGAAUAUGAUCUUAUGGUCAACAGCAUUUUUCCAUCAUUCUCGGCAUCUUGGUCUCCUUUUCCCUUGUAUUCUCGUGAAAUACAAGGUAAAAAGGGUCCAGAUGAGGGGACCGAGAUGCACUCUAGCGCACGCUAAUGAUCAUCCUGUUUUGCUCAUGCGAAGCCCUCUGAUGCGUUGCGCAUCUUCUUCUACUUCUGUUGUUGGUGGUAGUGAAGGACACCAUUCUACGUCCACCACCAGUGAAGACUCCACGUCCACGGCCAGCACCACUAUUGCGUCCACAGUUGCUGCAAUUCUUCAUUCUGGAAGCGCGUUCGAUCCAGGGUCUAGCUACUCCGUUGAUUUUGUACUCGAAGCCGAUGCCCUACUGGAGCAAGAUCAUGAAGACGUGACGAGUCGAAAGCUUCAAGUUCUCGAAGUGUCAGACACUGGCGUCGUCCAGUGCAAUGUGCGACCUAUUGAGGGGAGACUCUACCGCACUUUGCGGCCUUGUAUGUAUGGCAUCCACGAUAAUGAAUGAGUCUUCAACUUCCUCAGGUGGAAGUAGAGUACUCUAAUCUAAGUAGGUGCACCGACUCUCUCAACAAACGUCUACCUGUUUCGCGUAAUUGGAAUUCGCCCUUUAUGUACGGAACAUUGAAUGCUAGUUGCUAGCUCUAGAACGCUAUCAAAGCAACAUUAGAUGAACUAUCACUUAGAUACUAUCUCUCGCAGGAGUAAAAAGCUCUAUUUGAAUUAAUUGAGUAAGCUUUAUUGCCAUUCUUCAUAUGCUGCUCAGUCCAGCUUUGAGGUUAACAACUACUGAAGGACGAUGGACGCGACUCGAGCAAGGUGUGGUUUUGCGUGCUCUUUCGGGCGAAGUAGAUAUCUCAAAGGAGACGCAAAGAGGAGCAGGGGACUCUUGCCAGGAGGUAGUCAUGAAGCCGUAAAGCUAAGCUCUUACUUGGGAACAAGACAUGAAUGUUGUAAUUCGUCUUUACCAAGGAUCUUCAGUAGAUGGAUCAUCUGGUUUCAAACCCUUUUCGUCUUCGUGUCGUGGAGGAAAUGGAGUAGAUGAAAUACAAACUCUAAGAACUCUAUUUCAAGAGUGAACACCUCGGUUACUCUACACAACUCAGCGUCUGUCACGUGUCCGGGUGCAGACCGGUAACGGAAAUGUUGGAUAUGUCACUGUGCGUGAGUUGUACAGCAACACAGUUGGAAAAUCCGCGUCCGGUGAGGAUGUGAGACAUAAUCUCGCAGUCUUGAAUGAGAUGGAGAAAUCAUUGCAAAAGCGCUACGAUGAAAAGCGUGCAGCCUUGAAAAAAUUACGAGAAGGUUCGAUGAGUAAACACAGUGCAGAAAAAACCGCGGAACCUCUGCGAGCCUGGCUAGCGCAUCAACCCCGUCCUAUCGAGGCAUCAAGUACUUACUUGUUGCUUGGUUUUGAAAUGAUACAUGCUAGGAUUUUUUUUGGGAUUGUCUAUCAAGUACAGAGUUCUAACCCUUGCAAGCUCUCCAUGCUCCUCAAGGCCAAAGAUCAAACUAUCAAAGACAACCUGGGCAUCUUCAUUUACAUCCUACUACGGAUUGUUGAUCAAGUGAGUGCCUUCGACUUGCAGUUGCACUCGUAAAAAAGAAAAUGUUCAUCUUCAUGCUGUUGCUCAGGAGAUAACUCAUCAUCUACCACUACCACUACCGCUACCUCUGACAAAUAACGAAUAACUGAUACUGCUCUCACUGGUUUGAUGUUCUCACUCACUUACUCACACUUUCUCUCUCAUACCAGUUGAGGAGACAGCUGGCAAUUACCUUUUGUGGCGAGGUCUCUAUGGCGACGCCAUCUGGAAAGAAGACGAAUCCAGCUGGAGAGAAGAGCACCACCAGGCUAGUGCAGUGGUCGGUGAGCUUGUUUGGUUAGACGAAGGAGAUCCGGCGUGCGUUCUUAGCUUAGAUGGACAUGAAGAAGCUUUUAUGAGAAUUCACAUUUACAUACAGUAGUAGUUGUAGUCGUAAGAGUUGAAAGGAAAAUGAAAAUUCCUCCACGACAAGCACAAGUACAAGAACGUGAGCAUUCCUGCUCUAAUUUCACCGCUGAUGGAGAAGCAGGACCUGUUGCGGAAGUCGUCCUCCUAGCAAAGAGAAGCGAAGAAAGGAUAGUGAACUGGGAUGGCGACUGCGGUAGUACAACUACAAUAGAUGAAUCUGUUGCCCUGAACACGACGGGGGACAACUACGUGGAAGAGGCUGCGUCUUCUACCGCCAAUACCGCUUGUAUGGGAACCAUCACUACAGGUACUUCCACUUUGACCGCGACCUCAGCGUCACCGUCAACAACAUCGAGCGGCAAGAACGUGGUGAUGAAAGUCCCGCUUUAUCGUCUGCUUUCAAACAACGCUCCUACUUUGGCUAGUAGAAAACGAGGUGGUGGUAGAGGCGAAACAAGAUACCAAACAUAUCGUGGGUAUGGAGGAACAACCAGUGAGGACUAUACUAGGGAACAACAGCAUGGUCAAGUGGUCAUAUCGAGCAGAGUUGGUAUCCCGUGGAACGAACCAAGCGUAGGCACACUCUCAACCCUGCUGAGUGCUCAGUUACGCACAGCCUACUCCGACGUCGCAAAUCUCGUAAAUGUAGUGCUGGAUAUGUACGACCCACUACCGCUCAAAGCGAUGCUUGAGGAGCUCAAGCGAUAUCGAAGACAUGCACUCCUGGCUCAAAAACAACAACAGGAAGCGGCUAGCUGGAGGGGUUCUAGCAGAGCGAGGCAACAAGAAGAUGAUACUGAGCCUUUCUGGGAAGAAAUCAUCGAAUCAAUAACGAAUGAUUGUCUUCAGAGUGCACUGCUAGAUGAAACGGCCGCUGUUCCUGAGCAAAACACCAUAGGAGAUGACAAAGACGACAAAAGAAGGAAACUUUCGUCACAGGACGAUCAAGAUUUCGUCUUCCCAUCUUCAAGCAGAACACCAAAGCAUGUUGUGCCAGGACAAGCAUCGUCCUCGAGGAGCCCAAGUUCAUCUAGUACUAGUUCAACAUCUUCUAGUUCUAGAAAAAGAAGAAAAAGGAAUCAUGUGGUGGAAGAAUCCACAUCCUCUUCUGAGUUGUCUCCACAUCAACUUCAUAGUGGUGUUGACUCAGAGCCUCCACAUAAACUUGGUACUGACUCGCUUCUCUGCCGCGUGAUAGUAAAAGCCAGGCGAGUCCAGACUUUGCAAGACAGGUUUAGACGUGUAGGACUGAAGCUUGACAACUUUUCUGAGUUAGUGGCUCGCAGAAGUGCGAACAUACAACAUCUGCGAAGUCUCGCGCCACUUGUCGCGGAAGCCACUAAGGCGGGUGCGAUAGAACAGACUACAUCUACAGAACAGGAUUCGUGUCGUUGGACAGUGGAAGAGGCAGAAGCCGAGGCCGUAGUUCCAUUGACACGUGUCGUCACGGACACAAUCCAGAACCUAGUUUAUGGUAGUUGUGAGACUGUUUGAUGAUGUUGUCUCCGUGUACUUAGUUUGUUUCUUGACGAAGAUGACAAAAAUAAGUGCAAGUUGUAAUCUCGAAGGAGACUCGUCCUCUAUCUGCAUCUAGUAAGAGACAAUGAACUUCUACUACAAUACUUGGAUUGAUUCUCCACCUUUCACUUUUUUGUUUAAUAACCUUCACACAAGAUGAUGAUGAGGAUGACACCCGUCCUGAUGGUCACUAAGAAGUUCUCUGUUUUUCUAUUGCGGUUCACGAUGUUACCUCAAGUAGUGCAUACUGUCCUUACUCUACGUCUACUCCCCUUACUCUACUCCUAAUUCGUACCACAGUUUAGUCACCUUGUGGCUCGCUACAAUGCGGCUCGUGCUGAUCUUUUCCACUACUCAGUUCUUUUUCACGCCUUGGCCGAUCGAGAAUGGCUUUCUGGAGUCUGUAGAGGCGAACGCCUUGAGGCUAAACGAGUCGCUGCUCUUGAGAUGCGGACUGCUUUUCUUCUGCCCUUUCAAAGAUGGCUGAGGCAUUCUGAAAGUGAACAUGAACAACAUGAUGAAUUAGUCAAAGACUCUUCCUCAGCAUCAUCUCCAUCAAGGACAAGAAAAACUUCUACCACAGGAGAAAAAGAGGCUCAACUGCGACAACAAUUUGAAGCAGAUGACGCGACUUCAUCCGGCGUUGAAGCGUUUAUCAAGAGGUACCAUAGCGAUCAUAGAACUGAGUUUGUAUUUGAAGCCAUUCUUAGACGGCAGCAGCAGAAGCUUGAGGACUUUGGUCUCUUCUGCAAGCGGUGCUAUCCUCGUGCGCAGGCGGCUGCGAUGGAAUUGUAUCAGCAUGAACUUUUUCUUGGUAAAAAUAAGGAUAUUUAUUUUGCAGGAACAGGGCUUUCUUCUUCUUCUCCUACUAGUAGCAAUACCACUAGACAGAAUAGAAGAGAACGAUCAAGAACUCGUGGAGGUCCUUCAGAAGAUGUUGAGGAAGUGACCUCAACUACGUGCACACGAACUGCUUGCAGAACGGCGCCAGGAGAUCACAGAAUGACACCAAAGGGAGACCCAGAGGAGCAUGACCACUAUGAGACAAGGUUGCGCGAUACUACGCGCACAGUGAUUGUUUCUACUAGAGGAGACGCGAAGCUUCGCAGGCAAAUGCUGGCCUUACCCUUAUGGUCAGCUUUUAUUCAUUUGCUUUCUUAGCAUCUUUCUGGUCGUAUCCUUUUCUUGAAGAGAAUACAAAAAAAAAGGACGUCCAAGAGAAGAAAAUACAAAGAUGACUUCCCAUAGAAGAACAAUAUUACAAGGGAAAAGCAAAAGGAGCUUUACCGAGUCCGAGAUGAAUCCGAGAUGCCCCCGAGGCUCUAAUACCCGCUUGGAUUGCUGCUAUUGAGGCUUUGCGUAGCAACCUUUUCCAGACGAACGGGCCUGUCCAACAGAGAUUCGAAAGAGAGCGAAGAAGAAGCGAAGUAGCCCUAUUUUUCCAGAUGCAGAAGUCCUACCGCCAUCGGGUGGAAGAGACCCUGUCAACAAGAAAACCUGACCAAGAAAGCAGGCGUGAGGAAUGGAUUGCGAAAAUAUCAUGUUGUGGAAUGAUUUCUCGACAGGGUUUUGAAGAAUUCGAGUUUUCACCUGCCUUCAUCCUUGCGGUAUUUAAAAUUCUGUGGACGACACCAGAGAAUUUAGAGUCAAAACAGAUCUUGAAAGGGCUGCUUGCUCCACCUGAGCACUCUUCUGCACAUGAAGAGAGACGGAUAGGCCCUGCUGCUGAUGCAGGAGAUAUGAAGAGACGAGAGGAUGACCCACUACUGAACGAGCAGCAUGAGGAAAAAGACGCGCCUUCUACUGUCGAAGAGGGUGAAGAACGAAGCAAGGUUCCUAUAGUUGUACCUUCUCCUUCUCUCGAAACAGAAAUGGCAAAAAUCAGCUGUAGUGCUUUGGAAAUCCUAGGAAGAAGUUUGGCAUUUACGACAAAGCCAGUUACAUGCGAAGUUAGCAGUGCGACAGUACUCCCUGGGUCUAUUGUAGAAAUACGGGAUGGCACUUCCAUUGAAGGUGAUGUAUCAGAUACCAUAGUUUUGACAGAGUACAAAGCGAAUUCUUCUACGUCGGCGACACAACUACAAGGUGGGAAAAGCGCCACUACCUCUGGUAGUAGCCUAGAAGUAGGAGUUAGUGGGUCCACUUCCACGACGGACACGACUAAGCAUGAUGUGGUGGAGUAUGUGGUGAGGCGAAAUUAUCUUGAAGACGUGUCCAAAUCAUCAAGAAUACCACCGGAUUCGGACUCGGUGCAGCAGCUAACAACAAGAAAUAGUGCUGAAUCAGAAGAAGAUGGCAAAACUUCUGCGCUUGUUCACGUUUUGCCGAGUUACUACCUCACAAUAGAUACGACUUUGAGUCUGAAAAAAGCGGAUAGUGCCAAUAACGCAAUUGGCCUUCAUUGUGGCGAUCGAGUGGAACUGUGCGCACCACCUGUGUCGAUGAAAAUUAUGGUUUAGAAGUACUAGAUCUUCAUCUAGUUCUAAAAAACUCUUUACUAGAUGCACGUACUAGCUCCCGCGCUAGGUCCGUGUACUAAGAAUAUCGAUAUCCUACCUGGCUGUAUUCCAUUGUAGUUUCGGUGUAAAAACAAACAGGAGACGAGCACUGUAGACGUUUCCGGUUCGAGAUAUAUUCAAUUCUUCACCUCGUGGUCUUGGCUAUGUUCAUACUACUGGCAAGGUUAUGCUUUGCCCUUAAUCAGUCAAAAAUCUAGUAGUCCCUUCACAUUUAUUCCUCUACAGCCACCUCGCCUAGCUCUACUACCUUCUAGCCUGUAGUCCAAGAUAUCUCCGUAAUUAUCCUUCUACAAGUAAUUUUCCUUCUACAACCACCUCUACUUCUACUACUACAACCACCUCUUCUAACCCGUGCUCCAAUGGGGGCCCCAAGACUUGCUACGUUGUGCGCGCACGCGUGAGGCUGUGUACGCCAGGGCGAAACCAAGGAGUCACUGGCUGGAUAACGCUCUUUAAAGAUGGACGAUUGUUCGUUAGAUGAUGACAGAAGCGUCGUCAGGGUCAUCUUCUCUGAGAAUGAGGACAGAGCUUACUUUCAAAUUCAUCAUACAACUAAGAACACCUACUAAGAACAUCCCUCCUUGUACAAAAAAAAUGCGUUUAUUUUGCUAUCUGCUACCAUUCUUUAUUCGAAUUACACAAGCAUGAGCCUCAUUUAUUUUUCUGAGGUGCUCCUGCUCUUACUUCUGAUUAACCCUUUUCAUCGAUCUAAUGAAGUUUAGCGUUUAUCCUUUUCGAAGAAAGAAAAAUCCAAUCAAACAACAGCAGUAGAAAACAUCAGCGCGCAAAUUAAUUAUCUCUAGUUUCUGGUACCAUUGAAAGAAAACAAGAAUGCCACACGAAUGAAAAAGGUUUAGUUAGAUUUUUUCAAUAUCGACGCUAUCGCAUCCAAGAUCGUGCUGGUGCUGUCAGUACCACAUGAAAACAGGUUAAAGUGGUGGCAUGCUAUCAACAUGACUCAAAAAUUGAUGUUGGAGGUUUCGCACGAUUAUAAGAGCGCCGUAGUACAAAAAUUGGAGAACAACAACCUUACACGGUUCUGAUUUCUUCUACUCGAUUGGCUUACUACUUUGAUGUACUGUAAAUGAAGUAUUGCCAUAUUUAUCCGCCAGGGUCGGUCGCCUUGUCGGAGUAGUAGUUUCAGCUGUGCCCCACCCCACAUAGAGAGACUGCUUCAGUACUCGAUUGGCUUACUCCUCCGAUGUGUGUAGUGAAGGCGACCACGAUGCAGUUGUAUCCUUUUUUCAGGGUCUUCAAUCGUGAAGAAGUUGUGGAAAAUGAAAGAGAACGCCGGAUUGAAAACUCCUCGUUCUUCACUGUUGUGGUUGUGGACGAACGUCGUGAUUCUGUAGUCUUGUUUCACAUUCUUUCACCGUGACCACAUGGAAGUAGGAUCAUAAAGACUCCUGGUGCUUUUAUGAUGUGCAUGUGGUGGCGGAUACGCGUCAGCGUCAGAAGGCUACUUGCUC
This is a messenger RNA of Amoebophrya sp. A25, 7822 nucleotides long. The record is from the annotation of a GenBank genome assembly. NCBI's taxonomy places the organism in Eukaryota, Dinophyceae, Syndiniales, Amoebophryaceae.